CAGAAAUGACGAUGAUGUCCAACUUGGUCAAGUGAUGCAUCGCCGAGGCCAGUUUCUUCAGCACUUCGGUCAAUUCUAUUCCUAGUACCGUCGAAUUGUACAUCUCUACGCAUUUACCUUGUGGUUGUGUGUUCUACACCUGAUUCGUGCUCUUCAGAAACCCCUGCCGUGUCAAAGACAAACACAACAACACUACAGCCAGUAGCCUUCACAUGUCAACGCCGUUUCAGCUCUGCUCGUCCAUGCCCAUGACGUGAACUCGAUCACGCAGCCUGCUUCCUCAAUCCACCUUCUGACAUUGUAUUGCUUGGGCGCGAUCUUGGAAAUCCCAGAAGACCAUACACCCUGAGUCUUUUGCGAGUGCACUUGCUGCCAGCACGGGGUUGUAGCCCUGGAACGCAGCCAAUAUGGAUGUGCUGAAGGAGUCAGUCGAAUCGGUCAUUUUGAACCCCGACCUCGCCCCUCUCCUCGCCAUCGUCAAAGCCGCCCGCAAUGGCGCCGUCUACGGAGCCAAAGUCCGCUUCCCUCAUGCGCUGGUCAUGGUCUUUCUGUUCCGAAAGGGAUCGUUUCGAGAGAAGAUCCGGCUCGUGCUGAAGGCCACGAAACAGCACGCGCGCAACCUGGCGACCUUCGCGGCAAUAUACAAGACAGCAAUGUUGGUGUUACGGCUGCUCAAUCCGGUCCACCCGGGCAAAGAAGGGCCAUAUGAUACAUUUUUCGCCGGCCUGUUGGGCGGUUAUGCGGUCUUUGGUCGAGCGAAGCCCGGCAGUGUGAACCAGCAAAUCGUCAUUUACGUCUUCGCGCGGGUGAUACUCGCUUUGGCUAGACUCAGCAUCGAACCUCCCAGCAUGACCAGCUCCACGCCUACUCCGACGCUGUGGACGCAGCGGCUACCGCCGUCCACGAGAGAAAAGAUCCGACAAAAUGCUUGGCCAGUCUUUGCCAGCUUGAGCUGGGCCAUGGUCAUGUACAUCUUCAGAUGGCAGCCGGAAAGCAUUCAGUCGAGUUUAAGAAGCAGUAUGAAGUAUAUAUAUGUAAAUUCGGAUUACUGGGAUUCAUUCAAGAACUUCCUUAUCCACAAUACAUGAAUCGCCUGAACAAUUGAGACGGUGCGGUUGCGGGAGUGAAUUGCUAGGCAAGGCAUGUCCACAAAUAAGAUCUUGAAGACACAGCAUAUUUGGUACGGACCGAAAAUAUUGCGAUGGGGUGGUGCAUUGUGUUCUGGAGUACAGGUAUACUCAUGUACACUUUGGCUGUACUGCGCUGGCUGUUCAUUUCACGAAUGAAUUAGAGGUGGCCAUGGUGCUAAAAGGUACACUGGAAAGGUAUUUGCAUUUCCAUCCCCCAUUUAUACGUGAUCGAUGAUCACGGUGACUGCAAGAACUAGUCCCCACGGGGCGUCAUGUCGUUCGAAUGGAGAGGAGAGCUCGUCGCAAGCUACGGAUGAGCCAUGUAUGCUUGCUUCUGCUUAGAUUGGAUGCAAAUGCAAAUAUUCACGCCAAAAUAGUCGGAAAUCAAACAAGUUGACGAAAAGGAGCAAUUUGCGGCUUCUUACCUUGCGGAUGUCCAAGAGUGCCAAUCUACAAUGCCAGGGAUACUUCUCAAUACUAGGUAGUCAUGUUUUGUCACUAUUGACGGUGACCAGCUUGGACCGUUCGUCCCACGGGUUGACUUUGACUGCCAACACACGGCCCAGCCCAGCCAGCCUUGUUGUGUCCCAAACCGGAACUUGACCUUGUUCCUGUUCGAGAUGACAUGACGCACGCCACAGAUCGCCAGUGGCCGCUGAAAUUGCAUAUACACCUCUCUGGAACUUAGCGUAGUGAAGAAGUCACUUAUAGCCUCGG
Molecule: messenger RNA, 1847 nt
Organism: Exophiala dermatitidis NIH/UT8656
Lineage: Eukaryota; Fungi; Ascomycota; Eurotiomycetes; Chaetothyriales; Herpotrichiellaceae
Exons: 4
Coding region: 408-1088 (226 amino acids)
Cellular component (GO): peroxisomal membrane
Source: RefSeq, a predicted model, not a curated record